CAUACCAAUGGACUUGAGUACAUCAUCAUCAAAACGUUCACCAUCACCGAAUAAUGUUGAUGUUAACACUGAGAAAGUGAAUCAUCGAGUUGCCAAAAGUGUCUUUAGUAUUCGCAACAUUGUCGAGACUGCCAAUCAUCAUGCCACUGAUACAUCUGCUGAAAAAAAUCCUAAUGAGAAUUCGAUAUCAACUAAUCCUGAGGCUGUGGUUCAAAACAUCAAUAAAUCUCCAAACCAGUCAGAUGAAGUACAUUCACAUCAUUCUAAUGCUAUCCAAUCCUUAUCACUACCUCAACAACAACAACAGCAACAGCAACAGUCAUUGCAAUAUUCGCAAUCUAAUAUACGACAAAAUAUAAGUCGGAUUCAAAUGGGUAUAUCAACAACUACAACUGAUGACGAUAAUCGAAUGGAAGACGGAGAAGAACCUCAUUCACGGAGUGUUGUUGCUGCGGCUACGCCUACAAGUCCAGAAAGUGAUGCAGAAGUUGAUGAUUUUGCGCCUAAACGAAAACAAAGAAGAUACCGAACGACCUUUACCAGCUUUCAACUUGAAGAAUUGGAGAAAGCAUUCACACGAACUCAUUAUCCUGAUGUCUUUACCAGGGAGGAACUUGCUAUGAAAAUUGGUCUUACAGAAGCUCGAAUACAAGUCUGGUUUCAAAACCGUAGAGCUAAAUGGCGAAAACAAGAAAAAGUGGGUCCACAAGGGCAUCCUUAUAACCCCUAUCUAAGUACACAUCCACCAUCAACAGCAAUUGUUGCGCCAACUUUACCACCUACUGCACCACAUCCAUUUGCCUGCACUCAUUUAGGAACAUUUACCUUACGAAAGCCAUUCGACACUGCAUAUCGGUAUGCAACACCAUCACUUCCUCUAGGACAUGGCCAAAUACUAAGUAGUGGAGCUGGUGAUAAUGAUAAUGGAGGUAGUAGUGUGACUGGAGCUCACUUACAUCAUCGGACAGUUCCACCCCCUGGUUUACUUUCAUCAACAUCAGCUGCUGGUAUAAUGUCACUACCUUACUGCACAGCAGCGGCAGCAGCAGCAUCAUUUCAAACCCUUUUGGCCAAUAUUUCAGUAGCACAACAUCCAAAAAUAAUGGUACAUGGACCAUCUUCAUCACAACGACCACCACCUUGUACAGCUACUGUUACAACUCCUUCAUUAAUGUUAACUUCUUCACCACCAUCAACAGUUGUUUGCACAUCAUCCUCUGCUACUGCUUCCAUGUUACCAACAGCAGUAGCUACAACUGCUAAACCAACUAAUAAUCUAUUGGCUAUUGAAUCAGCAAUUACUGAUAAUAUGAAUAAAAAUAUUCCACGUGAUAUUGACAGAAGAACAAGUAGUAUUGCAUCACUACGACUCAAAGCAAGAGAGUUUGAACUGCAUUUAGAGAUGCUUAGAAAAAAUGGAGACCUUAUUAGUUAAAACACAAUCUUAUUUGUUAAAUAUUGAGAUUGUAUUAUAAGCUACAUAUUAUAUAUAUAUAUAUAUAUUUUAUACUUUUUAAAGUCAACUAUCAUU
Chelonus insularis is the source of this 1531-nucleotide messenger RNA. Its product is annotated as homeobox protein aristaless-like. Lineage: Eukaryota; Metazoa; Arthropoda; Insecta; Hymenoptera; Braconidae. The record is from RefSeq and is a predicted model, not a curated record. The transcript has 4 exons. Bases 8 to 1435 code for a protein of 475 amino acids. Gene Ontology annotation, molecular function: RNA polymerase II transcription regulatory region sequence-specific DNA binding; DNA-binding transcription factor activity, RNA polymerase II-specific. Gene Ontology annotation, biological process: regulation of transcription by RNA polymerase II.